ACCGCGGUAAAAAAUAUGGUCAACUACAAUAACAAACACAAACUCUGACCACAUGUUAAAGUUCCUGAUACGUUUGAAAUGACGGACGAUACCGACGAAAGGGAGACUAUAUGUGAUUCUGCGGCUUCCUUGGUCGAAGGAUGCCGCCUCCCUGUUCGAAUGGCCGGUGGCAACGAUUGGCCACUGGCGGAAAUAGUCAGCAUCAAGGAGAUACGAGAGUCGAGGUUCUUCUACGUACACUACAUAGAUUUCAACAAGCGGCUGGACGAGUGGGUGACGGAGGAGCGGCUGGACACGCGCAAGGUGCAGUUCCCCCGCCGCGACGGCCCGGCGCAGGGCACGGGCGUGAGCACGCCCAAGAAGCUGGGGCUGGGCGCGGGCAUGGGCGGGGGCAGCGUGCCGUCGCGCCCCAGCUCGCCCGUGGCCGCCGAGCUGGUGAACGGCAGCGCCGUGCUGGCCGCCGCGCUCCACAAGAAGAUGUCUCGCAAGAGGAAGGGCGUCUCCCUCGAGAGCGAGGCGGGCGAGGCGAGGGGCGGGGCAGAGGCCGCGGGCGCCGAGGCCCGGCCGGAGUCCCAGGAGGCCCUGCCCCGCAGCACGGGCAGCAUGGUCGCCCACCACGACGACGUCGUCACGCGCAUGAAGAACGUCGAGAUGAUAAUGCUGGGUCGGCACCGCAUCCGCCCGUGGUACUUCUCCCCCUACCCGCAGGAGAUGGUCCAUUUGCCCUGCAUCUACAUCUGCGAGUUCUGUCUGAAGUACCGCAAGAGUUUGAAGUGUCUGGAGAUGCACUUGGCCAAGUGCAACCUCAGGCAUCCCCCGGGCAACGAGAUCUACCGCAAAGGCAGCAUAUCGUUCUUCGAGAUCGACGGCCGCAAGAACAAAGUGUACGCUCAGAACCUGUGCUUGUUGGCGAAGCUGUUUCUCGACCACAAGACGCUGUACUACGAUACGGACCCGUUCCUGUUCUACGUGAUGACGGACUUUGACGCGCGGGGUUUCCACAUAGUGGGGUACUUCUCCAAGGAGAAGGAGUCGACGGAAGACUACAACGUAGCGUGUAUACUCACGAUGCCGCCGUAUCAGCGCAAAGGAUAUGGAAAAUUGUUAAUAGAAUUUAGCUACGAGCUCUCCAAGUUCGAGGGCAAGACGGGGUCCCCGGAGAAGCCCCUGUCGGACCUGGGGCUGCUCUCGUACCGCAGCUACUGGGCGCACACCAUCCUCGACUUCCUGAUCUGCGCCAAGCCCACGGGGGACUUCGAGAGCCCGCAGAUCACCAUCAACGAGAUCUGCGAGCAGACGAGCAUCAAGAAGGAGGACGUGAUCUCGACGCUGCAGAACCUGAACCUCAUCAACUACUACAAGGGCCAGUACAUCAUCACGCUGAACCACGAGCUCAUCACCAGCCACUCGCGCGCCAUGGAGAAGCGCGCCACCCGCAUCGACCCCAAGUGCUUGCACUGGACGCCCAAGGACUGGUCCAAGCGCGCCAAGUGGUAGCGCGUCGCGACGCCGCGCGGACGUUACGCUUUCCGGCUUGUGGUUCAAAGUGAAAUCGAUAUUGUUGCAACAACUGAUAUGAAAUUUUUAAAUCAAAACUGUUAAUAAGUGUCAUUUGGAUUCUUGAGGUGUUAUUUGAGCCUAAAAGGAAAAAAAGAAAAAAAGAUGUUUAAAACUGUAUGAGCCAGUCUGAUUGAUUGGCCAUUCAACUGUAAUGUGGUGCUGUUAUUGAAUAGGGACACCGAACAUUGUCGGAGUUGCAGUGUGAAACAUCGAUCAUGUUUCACACGGGUUUAAAAAACUUUUCUUGUUGUUUUAAAUACUGCUUCGAGUCCAAGUAACUCGUACUGUAAAAGCAUUUUGAAAAUUAAUACCCUGCUACGUAAAUCCACUUGAAUGGCUUAAAAAAUAAUUAAGUUGGUAAUGAAUGACAUACAUUUUUUUUGUAUAUACAAUAUACUCGUGAGAUAGUUUAAAUGCCAUUCAUUUUUAGUUGCAUCAGUAUUUUGACUAGUGUAUUAGCUUUUUCUAUUCUUUUCUGUGUCAUUUGCAAGUUAAAUUUUUGAUGUGUUGGCAUCUUAUCUCCCGGUAUAUGGCGUUUGGUAGGAGUAUUUUUCUGAAAAUCUAUGGCGGACACAUGUGUAGCAAUGGGUCGUUACCACAACGCCGAAUACCAUAACGCCAAAUACCAAAUUGACCGCAACGCCGACAGCUAGAAAACUGCUGUGUACCACAACGCUGAAAUACAGUAGCGCCGAAAAAUGUUGUUGCGGGGAGGGGCACAGGAGCAAAAUGAAAAACUGAAUGAAUUUGUGUGCUAACCUUACCUAACCUAACCUUUGUGGCAGUCUUGCAAUGACAUUUUUCGGCAUUAAUGUAUUUCGGCGUUUUGGUAAUUCGGCGUUGUGGUAAUUCGGCGUUGUGGUACACAGCAGUUUUCUAGCUGUCGGUGUAGUCAAUUUGGCAUUCGGCGUUAUGGUUUUCGGCGUUGUGGUUCGUCGUCUGUAGCAAAAUAACAUGUCUGUAGUCACUUACAUAAAAAUUAGAAUGCAUACCAAACGUAUUGUGUUCCAAAUACAACUUUAUAAUAGUACAACUAUCCUUUAAUACAUUAUGUUAUAAUUUAUAAUUUUAUAGUCAUAAAAAGAAAUAAUGACUGACAACUUAUAAAGUACGUUAAAAUGUAGGCAUUCCAAUUAUGACAAUCUGUAGUUAACAUUGAAAUGUAGAGCUAGCACAGCAUUUGUCAGUCAGUAGAGAGACACAAAACUGAUAGCUUACAUGUAUUUGAUGCCGUGUUAAGGUUAAGAUUUGUUUGUACUAAAUAUUUACAGACUGUUUUCCGUUGUUAAAGCAAAAACAAAUAUCCAUACAUAUAAUUACUGUUAUAUGUGUUUUGAAGUGUUUCAGGUUAAUUUUGUUUUAAUGUAAUUAAUGUGGGGAUGGGCCGGUCGAAUCCAGGAUUCGUCGAAUCUGCGAAGAUUCGGCGAAUCUGCGAGGAUUCAAGUAACCUAUUGGCGAAAACCACGCACAUUAGUAAACAUUCAGCCAAGAACAAGAGAAAUAUGUCCGUAGAUUUAACCAUAUUUACCUGAAUAUAAUGCGAUGAUUUUUAUCAAAAUAUCUAAAACUGAAAGUGGGGAUCGCAGUAUAACCGCAAACCUACAUCUUUGCCGCUCGAAGAAUGUUUUGAAAUGACGCGGCGCGGCGAGACAACUGUGUUGAGGUCAGGGCCGGCGCCAGCAAUGCGGGAAAAACGUGAAUAUGUGUUUUAAGGGAUGAUAGUUGCACAUUUUAUAAUCAAACCGUGCAUCAAAAACACAUUUCGUUCAAAUUAAAACAGAAAAACGUACCUCGGACGAAAGACGGAAUUAACGCAUAAUUAUCUUCGUAGUAGAGCUGUAGCAAACCGUAUGUAUUCGGUACUGAGUGACGGGUGCGCCAUCUAGUAACGAGUAACGAAACGUUACACACGGCUACAUUUCGUUACUCGCAUUUUUCGUAUGUUUUUCGCAUUUUUCGUAUGUUUUACGCAUUCACGUGCAUAUUCAAUGAAUUUACGUUACAAAGAACUAUGUUUGUUUAUUAAGUAAAGUAUAAUUUGGAAAUUCGUCGUCCAAGUUUUUUACUAUUUAUAAGAAAGUAUUUUUUACAAAUUAGAAAUAUGUAUGUUUUUGUUUUUUAUUAUCGCAUAUUUUCACGUUUGUUUUGUUUUUAUCUUAAAAGAGAUAAUAUAAUAAAACCGCUCUAAUGAGAUUUAAUUGUUUCUUGGUUAACAAAAACUGUUAAUUAUCAAAUAUUGUUAAUUGUUUAUAUUCUAUUUAUUAUUACAUAUUUACGCAACGUCAUACUGUACGCGUACGCAAUACGACUCAAUUCGCUACUGCAACAUAACAUAGCAUGUUAUGCGGUAUCAGAAGUAACAAGUAACGUAACUAUACGAUAGUAACGAGUACUAACUGUUAUAGUAACGAAUACAUACGGGUACGCUAUUUUCGUUACUUUUACACCUCUACUUCGUAGUACAUACUAACGAAAAAAUAGGUAGUUUACUCAAUACUUGAUAGAGCGCGCGCGGGGCAUUCAAUCAUCGGCGAUUUAUUGAUAGCCCUCUACGUGCGCGCACUCUAUACGGGAAUCAACGUAACCAAACGUGAAUGAUGCUAAGAUGCAACGACAUAUUUCAACACGCUUGAAAAUAUCUUUAAAAAAAUUUCCACAUUAAAUCAGUAAGUGGUAGUAUUCAAACUAAUAAUAAAUUUCAACUUGUAAAAUACAUAAAACGUUUGAUAUAGGAAAAUAACUUUAUUGACAUCCUGGAGAAAAAUAGCGUAUACAGUAGAACCCUGUUAUAAUGUUUUUCAAGGGAGCACAAGAAAAAAACAUUAUAAGCAGGAAAACGUUAUAAGCAGGAAAUCUCAAUUUAGCACUUAACAAUUUUCGAGCUUUGUACCAAUGGACUCACCAAGCUAUGUAAACAACUUUAAUGUUAAAACCAAAGAUAGUAUACUUGAUAUAUGAAUAUUCUGAAACAAGCCAACAAUUUUUCAACUUCGUCUUGUUCCCUGGUUCAAUUUUGUUUGUCUUUAAAGAUACACUGCCACAUUUUUUUGUAAAAUUGUCUCACGAUUCAUGAUGACAACAUUAAGAGUGAGAACGUCUACUCCUUCGCCACCUGAAAAUGUUUAAUUUUGUGAUUCCUACGUAUGAAUGAAAAAAAAAAUUAUUUGUAAGCAAUAGAAAACACUUUUAGUUAUGCCUACGCUCAAUGGUUGGCAACUUAAAUAUUGUAGGACUAUGUACGUGCAUCUGAAUACCCACUGGAAUGGCAAGGAAGAGAAGAGUUGACUAAGGGUGCCAACUGUCACGUAACUAUGAAAAUUGUGUACCUUCAGUAUAUUGCAUAAAAUUAUAUUUUAACAAAAUUCAUGUAUGUAUGGCAGUGAUUGUAAACAUAAACAUACAUAAAGGAAACUUUUUAUUGUAAGUGUUGGAAUAAUUUGGUUUUAAAACAUUUUUCCCCCAUUUAUUGAAUGUUAGAAAGCAAACAUUAUAAGCAGGAAAUUACACUAUUUAUGAACGUUAUAUGCAGGAAAUAUAUACAUUGUCCUUAUGGGGGAAAUAUUGGGACUUUAAAAAUAUGACAUUAUAAGCAGGAAAACAUUAUAUGCAGGAACAUUAUAACAGGGUUCUACUGUAUCUUAAUGAGAAAAAUGGCAGGACCAUAACUUUUACCAGUGUUUGCGAUAUGAUCUGUGUUGGUGACUGUUAAUUGUCGCGUUUUGGGGUUAUGUUACGAGGGGAAAAAACGUAAAUAGCGGAAUUGAUCGUUACAUAUUUUACCUGUAGUAGGCCUACUAAGUGUACAUCAGGCAUGUUCCAUUAUUAUGGUUUUUAAAUUAGGCUUCUGUGCUCAUUGAAUGUAACUAUCUUAAGUACCUGAAGUUCAUAUUACUUAAAUUAACUCAUGAGUAGUGUUAAAGUAGGUUUUUUUUUUUAAUUUUUUAGGUCAUAUUAACUAGCAUCGCAUGCCCAUAUUUCAUCAAGUUCUUUGUAUUUGUUUUAUGCCUUUUUUAAUGGAAUAAUCUCAGUGUUUUAGGUUCAUUUGUACUAGAAAACAACAAUUUGAAUUAAAAAUUUUUUUAAUAAUUUUUUUUUUCAUGGAUUCGGAUUCGAUAUUCGACAAAUCCUUAAAGGAUUUGACUAAGUAUUCGGAUUCGGCCAAAAAUAGGAUUCGACCCAUCCCAAAAUUAAUGGCCUGCAACUUUUACAUGAAAAAUUAUUAAAAGACAGCAAUAAAACCAAUAGAAAAAAGUUAAAUAUCUUUGAUGCCGAGUUAGUCCCAAUAAAAUUUUCAUGGAUAUUAAAUUAUUGACAUUUUUAAGGUUGCUAUUAUAUCUUGUUAUGACUAUUCAAGUAUACAAAAUGUAUUUCAGGAUAAUUUCACUUACAUAAAGUUUAAUUUGGCAUGCCAGUAUACUUAGUGCAUCCCCGAUGUUCACGAAACAUGAACGGGUACGUGUUGCAGCACUUGAGUCCUUCAUCUUGAAGACUUUGGCUUGUGGCUACAGCAGUUUCUGCACGCAUGCACAUUGGACAUUCAACCUGUUACAUUUCAGUUGUGUAAUGCGUACUUUAUUGCAUUUAUGGUGCUGUCUAAAAAUUCACCUUAAAGCACCCAAACAAGUAUAACCUCAGAAACGGCCAUUUACUCUCUCUUUCCAACGCAUGAAUUCUGCCAGUACCACUGUCCUUGUUUUGGUAUGCUUUGUUGCUAGGUAUACACCUCUAAAGAUAAUUAAUGAAAACAUUUUUUUAAUGUAUCUGGAUCACUGUAUUUUGUAAAGUUAAAUUUAGAAUGAGAACUUUUGAAAUACUUUUUCCUGUUGUAUUUCAUCAACAGCAUUAUCUGAUAAUAUUCAAUCUUUAUUUCUAAGAAGUUGAAAUUGAAAGACACCAUCUAACUUAGGUAUUGUUCAAAAAAAAAUUUUUAUCUGUUAAUAUUACAAAUAUUUGCUUUUUUUUGAGCCUAGUAAAUUUUAUGGAAAGCCUUGCCAAUAAUAGUGAAGACUUCUACAAAUAGUUUCUUCUGUAAAAAAAAUUGAGUUUAUGUUUUUGUAUCAGAAUGAGUAAAACUACAAUAAUACUGUCAACAGACACUAUUUUAUGAUCUUCAGAAAAAUUAACAAUUAGUACAAUUUAAAGAAUAAUAAAAAAUUCACUUUAUCAUACACCCACCCUUAUUAUUGCUAAUUAAAAUUCAUCAAGAAACUUUAUCAAUGUUUAUUUAGGGAUAAUCAAUGGUGUAUUUGUGACUAUCAAACCUGGAUUUUUUUUGUGUAUUUGUUUUGUCAGAUAAUUUCUUUUUAGCUUUGAAUUUUGAUAAGCUUCCAACACCCAUACCUAGAGGUAAAUUGAUAAUGCUGUAAGAUUACAUAGAACUGUGCAGAAAUGUUGUGAACUGCUGGAAUGUGUGAAGUCAAAAAAUCCAUUACUUGUGCAGUCCAUACAGGAUCUCCGAUAAAAUGGAGACAAAUAAACCACGUAUCGUCUGCAAAUUUUGUGUUUGGAAAAAAUUAAGAACUUAUUUUAUGUGUUUUUUUUCAUCUCGUGUAAAGAUAUUUCUUGUAUUGAUAAAGUACCGUACUUACCCGCACCAUUCACAAUAUUCUCCUUCAUUACCGCUGCUGGUGAGGAUGUCUCUUCGUAUCGAACUGUAUGGAAAUAUGUUUUGAAAUCCUGAAAAUGCUAGGGCUCUAAAAUAUCUCACAUUGCACAUUCAUAAAUUAAACAGAAAAAUGAAAUUUUUUUUUUUUUUUUUUGUUAAAUGCUUAAUGUAAAAAAUCUAUAGUAUGAUGUAAAAAAAUAGAUUUUUUUAAACCUUUUUCUUUAUUCCGCCUUAUUGUGUUUGAACGUUCAGAAAAUUGCAAUGGUUUCCACCUGCCGAAACUCUUGCAUGAAUGCUUGUCUGUUUCUUUUGUUAUCUCCUUGCAUUAUGCAUUGGUUGUUACAUGACAACUGACAAAAUUAGUCAGAAUGUUGUAGACAUAAUGAAGACGAUACAGAGAUAUUGUAUCUCCCGUGUAAUACCUUAGAUAAGAGAUAAAAUGCAUCCUUGGCAUACAUGUAUGUUGCUAAUGAUGGUCACAACGUUCUGAUAAAAUUGUUUGUGAGAGUGGUGAAACAUUGUGAAUGUAUGUUUUCACAAACACAUGAAACUGUUUAUGGCUUUGUACACACAUUGUCCCAUUAACUUUUUGGAAACAAAUUUUUUUACAAAACAAUUUUUUGUAACAGUACCUGAAAUGAUUUGUGUUGUGUGUGAAAUUCUCUUAUUUUUCUGUUUGUGUGAUUGUGUACUGUAAAAUAUGCAUACUGUAGUUCAAACAAUUGAUAGUCAUGUUGAACUGUUCCAACCUUUUUGUAUGAUACCAGAAUCUGCAGUGUGAAAUACAUUUGAACAGAUGCUUUCUGUUCUCUAUAA
This is a messenger RNA of Bacillus rossius redtenbacheri, 7981 nucleotides long. It is a transcript of the gene Tip60, whose product is annotated as histone acetyltransferase Tip60. Gene Ontology annotation, cellular component: chromatin; MSL complex. Lineage: Eukaryota; Metazoa; Arthropoda; Insecta; Phasmatodea; Bacillidae. Gene Ontology annotation, molecular function: histone H4K16 acetyltransferase activity; transcription coregulator activity. Bases 79 to 1497 code for a protein of 472 amino acids. The transcript has 9 exons. The record is from RefSeq and is a predicted model, not a curated record. Gene Ontology annotation, biological process: positive regulation of transcription by RNA polymerase II; negative regulation of DNA-templated transcription.